Micropterus salmoides (largemouth bass) is the source of this 3318-nucleotide messenger RNA. It is a transcript of the gene prph2la, whose product is annotated as peripherin 2-like a. Gene Ontology annotation, biological process: visual perception. Lineage: Eukaryota; Metazoa; Chordata; Actinopteri; Centrarchiformes; Centrarchidae. Bases 955 to 2055 code for a protein of 366 amino acids. The transcript is spliced from 3 exons. Gene Ontology annotation, cellular component: membrane. The record is from RefSeq and is a predicted model, not a curated record.
AUUAAAAUGCGUAUUCUGUGCUGUAGAAACUAGAGAUUAACUAUAAGAUAUCACUUUUCAGAAUGUCCAGUUGGAUGUCGACACUUUUCUACUACUUUUACUUGUGAAUGAAAACACACACACACACAAUGGCCAUCAUCCAUUACUUUCACAGUGCUGGGACAGUCAGAUUUGCAUAGGUGGCAGAAGGUCCAAAUCCCUCGUGGGGCCCAGGGAUGAUUAAUGAUUAAAGGAGAUUAGGAGGAGGGUCAGGACUUGGCUACUGGUCUAACUCUGAUGCGGCUGUGGCUGCCUACAUACUAUUUGUGUCAAUACGACUAGCCUGUCUUGGGACUAAAUCUGAGGAUGUCGGCGGGAAAAAAACAACUGAAAAGGAGAGGAGAAUGAUGUUUCUAGGUGAAUGCUGACCAGGAUAAGGUAGGUACAGUGGACUUAGCUUCUGGAUUCUGUUUGAUUGUGUCAGUUAUUUCUUACAUUUUAUUUUCAGGACCUUUGUCCAGACAGAAAUGCCAGGUUCACUGGAUUUAAAAAGGAACUUUUGUUUUUUAAACCACAUUACAUCUUGCUGAUGCUUUCUCAGUUUGUCUCACAUAGACAGAUUGUUUCACACUUGCGUACUGACCACGUCAUUUUAUUUUGUCUUGACAGUGUUUUCCACUCCAACAAAUUGUGCCUGUCAUGUGAGAAUAUUUAUUUUUUUAUAUUCUCACCACUGUAGUCUCACAGACCAGCCUGCAUCUACAGCAUAACCAUAAUGCAGUGUCCACAAGAUAUCGAUCAUGACUACCAGGCUAAGCUGCUUAUGAGAGGACCUUCAGAAAACUGUACAACCAAUCCCCCUCCCCUUGGUCCCCCACACCCCCUGGAGGAUAACCUGUUCCCCUCCCCUGCUCUAUCUGUGUCCCACCCUUAAUCACCCCAAGGAUUUACAGAGGAUAUAUAUAUAUAUAUACGAUGGCGGUCUUGAGAGUGAAAUUCACCAAGACCAAGAGGGACAAGCUGGCCCAGCUGCUGUGGAUCCUGAACUGGAUCUCAGUGGUGACAGGGGUCAUCCUGUUUAGCCUGGGGCUCUUCCUCAAAGUGGAGAUUAACAAACGAGAGGAGCUGAUGGCUGCGAGGGACAUCCAGUAUGUGCCCAACAUGCUGAUUGCCGUGGGCCUCAUCGCCUGUGCCAUCAACUUCCUGGGCGGGAAGAUCUGCUAUGACUGCGUGGACACCGCCAAGUUCUUGCGCUGGAAGCUGAUCAUGCUGCCCUACAUUAUAUGCACAUUUUUCUUUACCUUCUGUGUGCUGGUGGGGGCUCUGAUGUGUUACAGCAUGCGUGGGGAGCUAGAGGAAUCUCUGAACGUGGGGCUGACUGAGGCCAUGAGGUUCUAUAAGGACACAGACACACCAGGACGAUGUUUCCUGAAGCGCACUGUGGACAUGCUACAGAUAGAGUUUCAGUGUUGUGGAAACAAUGGCUAUAAAGACUGGUUUCAAAUCCAGUGGAUCAGCAAAAGAUACCUGGAUAUGUCUCAAAAAGAGGUGGUGGACCGAUUAAGAAGUAACGUAGAGGGGAAGUACCUGAUGGACAGCGUCCCCUUCAGCUGUUGCAACGUCAACUCCCCGCGGCCCUGCAUCCAGCAGCAGAUCACCAACAACACCGCUCACUUCAACUACGAGCACCAGACGGAGGAGCUGAACUUGUGGAUGAAAGGGUGUCGCCAGGCGCUGCUGGAGUACUACACUCACAUCAUGCAGUCCAUUGGCCUCGCAGUCCUCAUCACCUGGCUGUUUGAGCUGUCAGUGUUGACAGGGGUUCGUUUCCUCCAGACCUCCCUGGAAAAUGUGCUGAGACAGGGCGACCCCAACUCUGAGUCUGACGGCUGGCUGCUGGAAAACAGCUUUAUGGAAACGGCCCGCACCAACCUGAAUAUCAUCAAGAGCCUUGGCAAGAGCAACCAUAUAGACAUAGCCAACAACGGAGACCCCAACAUUAAUGUUCCCUCCACAUGUAAAGCACACUAUGGGCCAGACAACGUGCCACCGAAGCACACACCUGAAGCCAGUUGACCUUUCUCAGUGAACAGCAUCCCUGGAUGCCUAAAUAAGGUCCUUCAUCCAGACUACUUAAAAAGAGUUGUUCACUUUACAUCUAUUAGUUAUUAUCUAUAUGAGUCAAAAAAUACAACUGAGAAAUGCCCAUACAAUGGUGUUUGUGGAAAUAAAAAUAUAUUGUGGGAAAUGCCACACAAUAUAUGAUCUGUUUCCGUGACAGGGUCCAUAUUUUCCUGCUUUGUUGACCUUUUACAAUCACUAACUAAUCAAAAUCUUUCCAUAGAUAUUCCUUUUUACGUUGCAAACAUCAUAAAUCAACACAAAUUACAUAUUCUUCCGUACAUCUGUACUGUAAUCUGUUGUUUACAAAUGAUAUCUUGUUGCCUGUAUAUCGUGUUUUUGCAACAGCUUUCCAAAACAGUUUCAUACACCUGUCAGCUGCAACACUGGAAUCAAAAUGAACUUAUACCUAUUUUAUUGUUUGAUGAAAACAAAUCAGUGAUGUGGGUUCAGAGGUUGGGUCACAUUUUGCCUCAAAGUAUGAUAGAAAAUGCUUGAACGUUUUACUACUGAAUUACUCUAGCAAGAAUUUGUAGGAUAUAAUUAAAAUGAAAUUAAAAGUUAUCUUCCACAAAUCUAGGCGCAGGGUGAUCUGGCCUCAAGCUAAAUAUUUUUUAGUUUUAGUUUUGAUCAAUAGUAACAUUUUUGGAUCUCUUCUGUGCAUUUUACCUGGCUUUAGCAAAUAAAGUUGUACCAAGAGUAGUAAACAAUGGGAUAAAUACUGUAUAUUGUUGCUUUCACACUAGUUACGGUAACAUAACCAGACAGACAUCUAAUUGAAAACACAUUAUAUUUUCUAGAACGUUUAAGCUGUCACCACAAUGAAUUAUGUGCCUCAGCAAUGUCACCAUGGUCUUAUGAAAACACCUCAGUCAUUUUUGCCAGGAUUAGCUACCAAAAACUUGACAAUAAACCUCCGAGCUGAUGGCUGGGUUUUAUUGUUUGUGAUAGUUUUGUAAGGGUUGCACACGAGUACAUUGCAAGCUAGGCUACUAUGUCUUACUUUCUUUUAAUGAUAAAGCCUUCAACAUACUGGCAGGUGGCAGGGUCAUGUCUGUUGGUCAAAGGAACUCUGCUUUCUCUGCCUUUGUUUUCAGAUAUUAUAAAGCACAUGGCAGCUGAGAGGGCAAAUUACAGCUUAAACAUUUGGGGGGCGAAAAAAACUUGGAUGUUGCUAAAUUAAACCAUGUUAAUAAAGUUUUCAUUCUGGCUAUGAAA